AUAUUUGUGCUGUGUCACAGUCUGCUCCAGCUCCCCCAGCUGCUGCACAGUGCCUACUUCAAGAGUUGCAUCACCACCAUAGAACGUUGCUUCGGGUUUCAACAGCAUGUCUAUGGGCACUGUCUCCUCUCUGCACGAGGUACAGCAACCCCUGCUGGUCUCCACUGGGAUAACCACCUGCAUGUACAAUUGUCAAUGCACUCUAGCACUUCCAUAUAGCCUGGAAGAGUACAACAAUACUUGAAUUCACUAAAGAAUGGUGUGGUUUUUUUUCUUCUUCUUUAAUACAUACACUACCAGUCAAACGUUUUUAGAACACCUACUCAUUCAAGGGUUUUUCUUUAUUUCCACUAUUUUCUACAUUGUAGAAUAAUAGUGAAGACAGCAAAACUAUGAAAUAACACAUAUGGAAUCAUGUAGUAACCAAAAAAGUGUUAAACAAAUCAAAAUUUAUUUUAUAUUUGAGGUUCUUCAAAUAGCCACCCUUUGCCUUGAUGACAGCUUUGCACACGCUUGGCAUUCUCUCAACCAGCUUCACCUGGAAUGCUUUUCCAACAGUCUUGAAGGAGUUCCCACAUAUGCUGAACACUUGUUGGCAAAUUUUCCUUCACUCUGCCGUCCAACUCAUCCCAAAUCAUCUCAAUUUGGUUGAGGUCGGGGGAUUGUGGAGGCCAGGUCAUCUGAUGUAGCACUCCAUCACUCUCCUUCUUGGUAAAAUAGCCCUUACACUGCCUGGAGUUGUGUUGGGUCAUUGUCCUGUUGAAAACAAAUGAUUGUCCCACUAAGCCCAAACCAGAUGGGAUGGCGUAUCGCUGCAGAAUACUGUGGUAGCCAUGCUGUUUAAGUGUGCCUUGAAUUCUAUAUAAAUCACUGACAGUGUCACCAGCAAAGCACCCCCACACCAUAACACCACCUCCUCCAUGCUUUACGGUGGGAAAUACACAUGCAGAGAUCAUCCGUUCACCCACACCGCGUCUCACAAAGACACGGCGGUUGUAACCAAAAAUCUCCAAUUUGGACUCCAGACCAAAGGACACAUUUUCACCAGUCUAAUGUCCAUUGCUCGUGUUUCUUGGCCCAAGCAAGUCUCUUCUUCUUAUUGGUGUCCUUUAGUAGUGGUUUCUUUGCAGCAAUUUGACCAUGAAGGCCUGAUUCACACAGUCUCCUCUGAACAGUUGAUGUUGAGAUGUGUCUGUUACUUGAACUCUGCGAAGCAUUUAUUUGGGCUGCAAUUUCUGAGGCUGGUAACUCUAAUGAACUUAUCCUCUGCAGCAGAGGUAACUCUGGGUCUUCCAUGCCUGUGGUGGUCCUCAUGAGAGCCAGUUUCAUCAUAGCGCUUGAUGGUUUUUGCGACUGCACUUGAAGAAACUUUCAAAGUUCUUGAAAUGUUCCAUAUUGACUGACCUUCAUAUCUGAAAGAAAGGAUGGACUGUUGUUUCUCUUUCCUUAUUUGAGCUGUUCUUGCCAUAAUAUGGACUUGGUCUUUUACCAAAUAGGGCUAUCUUCUGUAUACCCCCUCCCCCCUACCUUGUCACAACACAACUGAUUGGCUCAAACGCAUUAAGAAGGAAAGAAAAUCCACAAGUUAACUUUUAAGAAGGCACACCUGUUAAUUUAAAUGCAUUCCAGGUGACCACCUCAUGAAGCUGGUUGAGAGAAUGCCAAGAGUGUACAAAGCUGUCAUCAAGGCAAAGGGUGGCUAUUUGAAGAAUCUCAAAUAUAAAAUAUAUUUUGAUUUGUUUAACACUUUUUUGGUUACUACAUGAUUCCAUAUGUGUUAUUUCAUAGUUUUGAUGUGUUCACUAUUAUUCUACAGUGUAGAAAAUAGUAAAAAUAAAGAAAAACCCUUGAAUGAGUAGGUGUUCUAAAACCUUUGACUGGUAGUAUAUGUAUAAUAGUAUAGAUAAGUAAAAAGUAAAUGGUAAAUAUAGUGUAAAUACACAGGUAUAAGAGCCACUUUAAAGUCACAUUCUUUUGAAUUGUAUUAAAUCAAUAAUUUAUUUUUAGUAAUAUAUUAUGCAGUGCUCCAUUCUCACUUUAGAGGGGUCUCUCUCCUGUUCCACCACACUCCCAGUGACAUUAUGACAUUAUUACAACUAGUUUACAACCUUAAUCUGGUUGAAAUGACAGUCCAACCAGUUAUGCCCAAUGGGCUGUGACUGUGUCCUACAGAUGGGGAACAUGGUGCUGGUGGUGUUUGUCAGUUACUUUGGGAGCCGGGUCAACCGGCCUCGUUUCAUUGGCCUUGGGGGGCUGCUCAUGUCCUGUGCUGCUGCCACCCUGGCCCUACCUCACUUCCUGUCCAAGCCCUACCAGUACCACUUUAUGUCAGCUGGUAAGAAGACAAAACCCUAUAUAUUACUCUCAAUAUAUUACUGUUUAAGGAAUAGUACAGUGCAGUUUUGCCAAAAUGCAAUGCAUUACAGUGCAGGAAGUCCAUGAAACCAGUUUGAUUAUGAAUACAGGUCUAAUUGUGUCUGGCUGGCUCGAGAUAGCACUCUUUAGAGAAAAUCUUGAUGUAGAAAAUGUUAAGUUAGAUUUUAACAAUACUUUUAUCAAUUCAGUUAUAUUUCAACUAAUCUCUCGUGGACAGAUUACCGUGGGCAGAUGAAACGGCGAGAAUCUGUCAAGGCUCACAUAGAAUUAUGUGAUUACGAGCAGCAGUAGUUAGUUCCUGGUUUGGUUUUCAUUUUUUUAUUUGGACGAAUCAGGAUUGGGCGAAGGCGGUGCAUAAACUGGUGCGGUGAUUUUCUUGCCUGUGUGUGGAUGAUAAACGGUUUCCACUAGAUUCCACAGCCACAAAGUCAAAAUUGUCUGUAUUGUAAAACAUUAAGGACACCUGCUCUUUCCAUAAAAUAGACUGACCAGGUGAAUCCAGGCGAAAGCUAUGAUCCAUUAUUGAUGUCACUUGUUAAAUCCAACUCAAUAUUAGGAAGGUGUCCUUAAUGUUUUGUACACCGAAUGUAUCUUUUUUUAUGUUUUUGUACUUCAUGUGUAUGGGUUGACACAAGUAAUAAUAAUAAUGCUCAAUGCAUGUUUCUCAACGUGACUGAACUGAUCACCACACAGAAAUAUAUAUAUGUUGUUUUUAGCCUGUGGGUCGUGGGACACGUGUGUUCUAAGGGAGAAUUCCUCUGCCCCUGAAGUGUGCAGGCAGGGCGGUGGUGGGGACCUCUCUGAGGCGCGGACUCAGUGGCUGACCCUGGCAGCUUCCCAGGUUCUGUUUGGCAUUGGCUCGGUGCCCAUCCAGCCGUUUGGCAUCUCCUACAUAGAUGACUUUGCUGAGCCUGGGAAUUCAGCACUUUACCUUGGUAAGAUACUGCUACAGUACUGCAUGAGUGAUGCUUUACUUGAAUCUGUAAUUAUGUUUCUGAUUGGAGAACCAGACAAACUGUUAAUUGAAACAUUCGAUUAAAAUGUUUUGUUGAGGAUUUUGAUUUGAUCUGAGGAUUUUAUCAAUUCAAUCAUUUCUGUGGCUUCAUUGAAUCUGGUCCUGGUGAGGAGAAUAUUUCAAGUAUCACCUGAUUGACAUUUAAGUCAUAAUUUAAUGAUUCUGUGUUCCAGCCAUCCUGUUCUCCAUCUCUGUGUUUGGGCCAGCCUUUGGGUACCUCCUGGGUUCCAUGAUGCUCCGAAUCUAUGUAGAUGUGGACAAGAUAGGUUUAGGUAUGUCACUGUUGAACCAUUAGAUCCUGUUUGUGAGAAUGAGAAGAGCAUAUACAGCAUACAAAAUAUGAAGCAAAGACUUUCAAAUUCAAUGGAAUUUUGCCAUUUUCUCUACCUUUCUCUCCCUGCUCUUGGACCCCAUCCCUCUUCAUCUCCCCCAUCCUCUCCUUCCGUCCAUCAUCUUUCCAAUCCUUCUCCCCCAUCCCUUCUCACCCCUCUCUCCCAUCCCCUCUCUCUUCCCUGUCUCGCCCCAGACCAUUAUUACUCCUCCACCAAAUUCUACAGUUGGCACUAUACAUUGGGGCCGGUAGCGUUCUCCUGGCAUCCGCCAAACCCAGAUUCGUCCAUCAGACUGCCAGAUGGUGAAGUGUGAUUCAUCACUCCAGAGGACGCGUUUCCACUGCUCCAGAGUCCAAUGGCGGCGAGCUUUACACCACUCCAGCCAAUGUGUGGCAUUGCGCAUGGUGGUGUUAGGCUUGCGUGUGGCUGCUCGGCCAUGGAAACCCAUUUCAUGAAGCUCACGAUGAACAAUUAUUGUGCUGACGAUGCUUCCAGAGGCAGUUUGGAACUCGGUAGUGAGUGUUUUUACACAUUACGUGCUUUAGCACUCGGCGGUCCCGUUCUGUGAGCUUGUGUGAUCUACCACUUCAUGGCUGAGCCGUUGUUACUCCUAGACGUUUCCACUUCACAAUAACAGCAAUUACAGUUGACCGGGGCAGCUCUAGCAGGGCAGAAAUUUGACGAACUGACUUGUUGGAAAGGUGGCAUCCUAUGACGGUGCCACAUUGAAAGUCACUGAGCUCUUCAGUAGGGCCAUGGAGAUUGCAAGGCUGUGUGCUCGAUUUGGCUGUCAGCAACGAGUGUGGCUGAAAUAGCCGAAUCCACUAUUUGAAGGGGUGUCCACAUACUUUUGUAUAUACACUACUAAGGUUGGGGUCACUUAGACAUUUCCUUGUUUUCGAAAGAAAAGCAUUUUUUUUGUCCAUUAAAAUAACAUUAAAUUGAUCAGAAAUACAGUGUAGACAUUGUUAAUGUUGUAAACGGCUAUUGUAGCUGGAAACGGCUGAUUUUUUAUGGAAUAUCUACAUAGGCGUACAGAGGCGCAUUAUCAGCAACCAUCAGUCCUGUGUUCCAAUGGCACGUUGUGUUUGCUAAUCCAAGUUUAUAAUUUUAAAAGGCUAAUUGAUCAUUAGAAAACCCUUUUGCAAUUAUGUUGGCACAGCUGAAAACUGUUGUGCGGAUUAAAGAAGCAAUAAAACUGGCCUUCUUGAGACUCGUUAAGUAUCUGGAGCAUCAGCAAUUGUGGGUUCGAUUACAGGCGCAAAAUGGCCAGAAACAAAUACAUUUCUUCUGAAACUCGUCAGUCUAUUCUUGUUCUGAGAAAUGAAGGCUAUUCCAUGCGAGAAAUUGCCAAAAAACUGAAGAUCUCGUACAACGCUGUGUACUACUCCCUUCACAGAACAGCGCAAACUGUCUCUAACCAGAAUUGAAAGAGGAGUGGGAGGCCCCGGUGCACAACUGAGCAAGAGGACAAAUACAUUGGAGUGUCUAGUUUGAGAAACAGACGCCUCACAGGUCCUCAACUGGCAGCUUCAUUAAAUAGUACCCGCAAAACACCAGUCUCAACGUCAACAGUGAAGAGGCGACUCCGGGAUGCUGACCUUCUAGGCAGAGUUGCAGCUACGAUAACCAUUUACAACAUUAACAAUGUCUACACUGUAUUUCUGAUCAAUUUGAUGUUCUUUUAAUGGACAAAAAAAUUGCUUUUCUUUCGAAAACAAGGACAUUUCUAAGUGACCCCAAACGUUUGAACGGUAGUGUAUAGUGUAUAUGUGUGUUGGCGUUGUGUUUGUGUGUGUGUGUGUUAAUGUGUAUGUCCCAGUGUUCCCGCGUCUGCUCCUGAGGAUGCUGCUGCGGCCUGUCUUCCUGCUGUUGAUCCUGUCUCAGUGCCUCGCCACCUUCCUCAGCAAGUUCCUGGAGCACCAGUACGGUACCACCACCGCCUACGGCAGCUUACUCAUGGGUGAGGAGUUACAUACGCUACACAUGCACAAGCACAGGCACACAUACACACACCUAUGCACACACACACGCACACAUACACACACACACACACACACACAAUGUCUCUAAAUAUAGUUUGCAACUUUCCAUUGUUUUUUCCCUAUACCCAACUGUGACCUCCACCCUGUUGGCUUUCGCCAGGGGCCAUCACCCUGCCCAUGGCUGCUGUAGGGCUGCUGCUGGGUGUGGUAGUGAUGAAGCGUCUACGUCCCCCCGUGCGGACCCUCCUCUGGCUGCGUUUGGUACCUCUCUCCCUCUCCAUACUGCUCUGUGUACCUCUCUUCUUCAUGGGCUGUUCCACUCAGAGAGUGGCGGGGGUCAACACAGGCUACGGUGACACACAGGACCAGUGGACUAAUAGGUGAGGUGGGAUCUGUCUAUAUAAAGAUACCCCUCAUUACUGUGUGGUACUCUACUGUGUGAUUGAUUUAUUUAUUUUUUCGGCAGCACAGAUCCUCCACUCUCAAUUAUUCAUGUUAAGUCUCCCUAUGCUCUCUCUACGUCAUGAUCUUUAAAUAGACCACUGACUUUAUUGUACACUAAACAUGUUGCACCAUUGUAGCCUAUACUCAACAAAUUCCUAAUCAACCACUGAUAUGUUGGCAAAUAUUAUAUUCUAUUCUAUUCUAUCACUAACACAAUAAGUCAUAAGUCAGCCAUCAUCAAAUUCUGUGAUUCUAUUCCUGUGAUUCUAUCCGAUCUCACUAUUGUUGUUAUUUAUCCCAGGUCUCUAUCUCUCUGUAACUCCAACUGUUCCUGUCUGAAUAACGUAUUUAACCCUGUGUGUGGAGAGGACAACACAGAGUACAUCUCUCCCUGUCACGCUGGCUGCACCAAUGUCACUAUCGACCCACUAAACCUUCACAGAGUCCAGGUACUACAUAGCUCAUCCUUGAGAUAGACUGUAUGUGAACCCUAGCCUGGUCAAUAGAUAUGUGGCAAGACAGCACAAACCGAUUUGAAACCACAUUAUGUGACAUUGGUAUCUGAAAGACAUUUGGAAGCCUCUGUAACUCAUAAACGAGUCAAGGGCUGCUUGUCCUUUUGCUUACAGAUGUUGCUGAGAAAGCAGGAAACGCAAACUUGUAGUUUAUUCUAGGUUUAAAAAUCAAAUCAAAUCAAAUCAAAUUUUAUUGGUCACAUGCGCCGAAUACAACAGGUGCAGACAUUACAGUGAAAUGCUUACUUACAGCCCUUAACCAACAGUGCAUUUAUUUUAAACAAAAAAGUAAGAAUAAAACAACAACAAAAAAGUGUUGAGAAAAAAGAGCAGAAGUAAAAAAUAAAGUGACAGUAGGGAGGCUAUAUAUACAAUAGAAUAAAGUGACAGUAGGGAGGCUAUAUAUACAGGGGGGUACCGUUGCAUAGUCAAUGUGCGGGGGCACCGGCUAGUUGAGGUAGUUGAGGUAAUAUGUACAUGUGGGUAGAGUUAAAGUGACUAUGCAUAAAUACUUAACAGAGUAGCAGCAGCGUAAAAAGGAUGGGGUGGGGGGGCAGGAUUCUAAAGUUUGUAAUUUCCUCUUUAAAAUGCCAGAUUUGAUUUGCCCUAACGAAAAAUGUAUCAACCCCUACAAGAAAUGUCCAUCAAUUAUAUUACGCAUAGUAAUUCAUAUUUCCUUCUGCUGCAGGAUUAUUUUCCUGCUGUAGCAAACUGGCUCAAAUUAAGAUCCUACAUCUGUAUGCAGUGUGGGACAUCCUUUAAGACUGUAAGAAAAUACUGUACCCUUACACUCCUCCCUAGGCUUACACCACGUGUAGCUGUGUGACCGCUGUGCCCGCUGUGCCUGCUGUGCCCACUGGUGGGGCUUGUAUGGGGAUAGGCAGGGCCCUCCCAGGUUCUUGCCCUCACCUUGUCCUGCCUGCCAUUCUCCUCAUUGCCUUCGCUGGCUUCAUUGCCAGCCUUUCCCACAACCCCAUCUAUAUGAUGGUGCUCAGGUACUGGUGAUGAUUGUGGUGGUGGUAAUGAUGAUGAUGAUGUUGUUGAUAGUGGUGGUGGUGGUGUUGAUGAUGAUGUUGGUGGGGGUGGUGAUGAUGAUUAUGGUGUUGAUGAUGAUGAUGGUGGUGGUGGGGUGAAGAUGAUGAUGAUGAUGAUGAUAUGUAUGCAUGGUUUUUUUCAGGACAGUCUUUCAAGAGGAGAAAUCCUUUGCAAUUGGAGUCCAGUUCCUACUGAUAAGAAUGCUAGGUACUGUAAGUUAGCCCCUAAACGCAUGUGAUUGCUGGACAACAGUGCCCCAUUCUCAUUUUUCCAUUAUGUUCCAGUCCCAAAAAAUCCUAUAUCUGCAUGUAUUUCAUAUAUGUUUCAGCCUGGCUGCCAGCCCCUGCUGUGUUUGGGCUGGCCAUUGACUACUCCUGUGUCUGGUGGAAGCAGGCCUGUGGGAGUAAACUGGGCGCCUGUGGUUACUAUGACAACAACAUCCUUCGGAACAGGUACGGCCACACUUGAUGUGCUUGUACAUUAGGGGUCACUAAGAACAAAGUGUUGUUGUCCUUGUUUUCUGUGUGUUUUUUAUUGAGACUGGGAAUAAAUGAAGACACUUCUGUUACAUCAAGUGUUUAUCUUGAUGUCACAAAUAUACUGAAUAAGGUACAUGUUGUUCUUGCUGUGUCCUCUCUCCCAGGUACUUUGGGCUGCAGGUAGGUUAUAAGUGCCUUGGGUUGGUGCUGCUAGCCCUGGCAGGCUGGAGAGUACAGCACACGCCUGGCCUGAGUAUUGAGAAGGAGCCUGAGGGGCCAGUGUGA
Messenger RNA from Coregonus sp. 'balchen', 8466 nucleotides. Lineage: Eukaryota; Metazoa; Chordata; Actinopteri; Salmoniformes; Salmonidae. The record is from the annotation of a GenBank genome assembly.